This is a messenger RNA of Menidia menidia (Atlantic silverside), 1731 nucleotides long. NCBI's taxonomy places the organism in Eukaryota, Metazoa, Chordata, Actinopteri, Atheriniformes, Atherinopsidae. The record is from the annotation of a GenBank genome assembly.
AUGGUCAUGAUAGGACAACAAAUUAUUGAAAUGCCUGGAGGUCAGUACCAGGUGACAAACAAAAGGCUCAGCCACAGCGUUUACAGCCUGACAGACAGCUCUGAUGGUGGCCCUGAAGAGGAGAGCCCCGCGCUCUGCCUCACUCCCCUGCAAAAGCUCACGACAGAUAUGUGCAAGGAUGAGAAGACCAUCAAGGAGCUGAUAAUUGGUCGCAGAGUUGGGUUCUACAAAGUGCGGGGAGAGAUUGGGUGUGGGACUUUCUCCAGGGUCAAACUGGCUUUCCACGCUCUGACCAAAGACAAAGUGGCCCUGAAGAUCUUGGACAGGAUGAGAUUGGAUACUCAGGCCCAGCGUCUGCUCUCCAGGGAGAUCAGCAGCAUGGAAUCCCUGCAGCAUGCCAACGUGCUCCGUCUGUAUGAGGUGGUGGAGACACCAAGCCGCCUCUACCUGGUGCUGGAGUAUGCUGGUGGAGGAGACCUCCACAACCGAAUUUACUGCGAGGGAAAACUCUCUGACAACACCAGCAAGAUCACCUUUGCCCAGAUCCUCUCUGCUGUCAAAUACAUGCACAACAUCAACAUCAUCCACCGGGACCUGAAAGCGGAGAAUGUUCUGUUUACUAGCAGCGGUUGCGUGAAGGUGGCCGACUUCGGCUUCAGCACACGGGUGUCACAGCGCAACAGCACACUGGACACUUUCUGCGGUUCACCACCCUACGCCGCACCGGAGCUUUUCCACGAUGAGUCUUAUGUCGGGCCUCCAGUGGACGUAUGGGCCAUGGGGGUCCUGCUGUUCUUCAUGGUGACUGGGACCAUGCCGUUCCGUGCCGAAACCAUGGGCAAACUGCGUCGCUGCAUCAUCGAGGGCAGCUACACUGUCCCUCCCUGGGUGCCUGGCCCCUGCCAGCGGCUCAUCAAGGGAAUUUUAAAGACCGUCCCCGCUGAGCGCUACGCCGUAGACCAGAUGCUGGGCUGCGACUGGCUCCUACCCGUGGAAUUUCCCUGGUCACUGGUUCCCGCCGAGCCACCAAGUGCCCUGCAGAGUCUGCUGGAGUCUGAACAAGACAGCCUGGAGGAACAGGAUGCGAAGGAGGAAGAGGAGGUCAGAAGCGCCCUGGAGGAACUGGGCAUUACAGCCGAGCACCUGCAGAACAAUCAGCUCAAUAACAGCCGCAGCCCGAUUACUGGGGCAUAUCGCAUAGUGCUGCACCGAGCCCAGAAGAGAGAAGGCUGCGACUGCCUGCCAGUCGUCCGAGGGAUGGUGAGGGACCCCAAGAGGGAGGGGCUCCGUGCCUACAGAGGUCUCAGACACACUUCCAAAUUCUGUGUUCUCUCAUGAGGUUUUAUUUGACAAGGGGUUAGGGAAAACCUUUUACUCACCUAUUUUUGCACCAACACUUUACAAACUAUGUUUUUUUUCUGUUUGAAAGAUCUGGAUUUAGAAAAGUGACGUGUAGUCUUUUACAAUUUGUUUCUUCCUGGGGCUCUUUGAGAUAGCCUUAGAAAUAAACACAAAAGUGCCUGAAGAAAAAACUGAGUCCGUUCUAAUAAAGGGGCACUACUCCUCCCCUAAUUUGAUUAAAACGUUUUUAAAGUGUACUGGAACUAUCAAGGGGAACUUGAAGAAAUUCUAAUAUAUAUUUUUUACACGAAUCCGAAAAAAACAAGAAAGAUCUUUAUACUGAAUUGGUGUGUUCUUUUUAUUCAGCAAUCAUGCAAAAGUUAUACUGCU